This is a messenger RNA of Exophiala aquamarina CBS 119918, 987 nucleotides long. RefSeq lists its product as uncharacterized. NCBI's taxonomy places the organism in Eukaryota, Fungi, Ascomycota, Eurotiomycetes, Chaetothyriales, Herpotrichiellaceae. Bases 1 to 987 code for a protein of 328 amino acids. The record is from RefSeq and is a predicted model, not a curated record. The transcript has a single exon.
AUGUCGAUGCACCACGAUGGGAUUGCCUCUGAUCCGCCGAGUCUGUGCACGGUCCAGCACUCAAUUCUCCAGCAAGAGAGACUCUAUCUACUCCGAGCGCUCGCCAACGAAGAGCGACGCAAAGAAAGAUUGACUUCAAUACUGAACAAGAUGGAAGCUGUUCUUGCCACCACUGACCAGAGGCCGAGCGAGCAAACAAAAAGACUAGAAAGGAGCCUGAAAACCACCCGAUCGAAAUUGACGAGAUGCGAGAGUGCCGGCCAAGCUCUUUGUAACAAUCUCGACGCCGUCGUGGCGCAGAUGCAGAGACUGGAUGACCACCAGUGGCGGCGUGCGCACGACGAGUAUGCUCAACAAACACAACACGGUUUGAUGACCAGUCUAUCUCGUCCAGCUGCUUCUGCAUACCACGUGUUGUCUCCACCAGCAACUGCACCUUCCAUGCAAAUGCAGCCGUUCUACACAAACACACUGCCCCCGAUGCAAGUAGCAGGUGCCUGCUACCAGCCCACCAGCAACGCUUUAUCGCACCCCAUCGAUCAAACAACCAUCUUCCCAGUUCCUGCUACCCCGAUUUUGCGACCGCUCCGGUAUUCCAGCCUUAACCCAUUCCAACCACGCUGCCGCCCAGACAUCCUUCCCAGCAUCAGUUCAAGAGAUCAAGAAUAUUACUGUAACGGAACGAUAAGUCCUAUGGACGAGGUGUCGACUUACUCUCUGAACCCAUGGACUGCACCCGCACUUUCACCCACCUUGUCGGCAACUUUCGUCCCUCCCGCCACGCAAGUCUUCGACCUUGUUCGAGGAUUGGGAGCGAUAGCCAUUUCCGGCUCGGAGACUCCCCCAUCCCCGGGCCUCUGGCUCAGCGGACUCGCUCCCUAUCCACCGCCUGAUGGAGUUGCCGGAAUGCAGCAGCCACAAGUGCAAGGGGCUGGUAAUUCGGGAUCCGCGGCGAGGCGCAGGGCUCGGAAGAGACGUUCUGCGUAG